Oldenlandia corymbosa var. corymbosa is the source of this 384-nucleotide messenger RNA. Lineage: Eukaryota; Viridiplantae; Streptophyta; Magnoliopsida; Gentianales; Rubiaceae. The record is from the annotation of a GenBank genome assembly.
AUGGAACCAGCUACCAGCCAUCUGAGCCGAUCCCCUGCGCCAAGGGUUGCGGCUUUUUCGGGAAACCCCCCCGCUGCGAUUGAUGCUAAACCCUCGUCGUCGUCGGCGGCGGCUCAGCCGGUUGAGGCUUCUACGGCGGUUUCCGAUGAAUCGACGGCGGCGGCGGCGGACAGCGGCGUCGUGAAGAAGCCGAGUAACCGGUGCGCUUGCUGCAACAAGAAGGUCGGGGUGAUGGGUUUCGCUUGCCGAUGCGGCGAUACCUUCUGCGGGCUGCACAGAUACCCGGAGAAGCACGAUUGCGGCUUCGAUUUCAAGGGCCAAGGUCGUCAGGCGAUCGCCAAGGCCAACCCGGUGGUGAAGGGAGACAAACUCCAGAGGUUGUGA